Molecule: messenger RNA, 400 nt
Organism: Phytophthora nicotianae INRA-310
Lineage: Eukaryota; Oomycota; Peronosporomycetes; Peronosporales; Peronosporaceae
Exons: 1
Coding region: 150-338 (62 amino acids)
Source: RefSeq, a predicted model, not a curated record
GAUUUUCAGAGCUAAUCACAACUGUGAGCACUGUCCCACACCUGGAAUGCGCCUCUGAAGAGAUGAAACCUCAAGACCCGGAGGCGCCAUGAUGCAAGGCACGGGAUUUCCCUGAAUUGACGAUAGCUAAGAAGGUGUACGUGGAGAGCAUGGUAAGGCGACCCGUUGGAGAAAGUUUCAGUGCUAACCGGAAUAUCGUGCAACACGUUCAACUACGUGCUAAUGUCGACACCGUCAAGGUCGAGGAGCUGGACCUCCGAUCACGCUCAGACGAGUGCUAUACUAGCAACACCAGCGAGGCCCUCAUCACCACGGGUGAGGGGCUGUACAAGCAAUGAGACGGGAGGAUGAGGCCAUUGUGAUAGUAAAACGAUUCAUCAGUGCUCAGUGAAUUGUAAGG